AUGGCGGCUCUUCGUGUUUGUAUUCUAUUUGUAGGAUAUAUUUUGUUGGUGUACAUCAUUCUGCCUAGCUUUGGCGGCAGUCAGGAAGAAGAAGAAGGCGAUGAAAAGAAAAAAGAGUCAUGUACAUAUUUUGAUCCUCACCGUUUUCCUGAACCCCAACAUGGUCUGGUUAACUGUUCCUGGUAUGCUCCGAAAGCCUGCUGUAAAAGGACUGAAGUGACCUCAGUUUUCAGCAACAUGUACCCACUGUUUGGGGCCUCGGAAGACUGCAUGAAUCGAAUGAACUACUUAAUGUGCUAUUUUUGUAGUCCCGAGCAGUACCGGUGGUAUAAUGGGAAAGUUCAUGUUUGUGAAGAAUACUGCAUUGAUGUCUAUGAUAAAUGUCGACUGGCCUCCUUUGAGGGUGUUGCAAUUGGAAGUGCAUAUGGAAAUAGUACUGCAUUCUGUAAUGCGCAAAACUUUGAGGUAAUAGAAGGAACUCAUAACUGCUUUGAAUUUGAUCCCCUGCCAUUUGCUGGAGUCAGUCGUCUCAUCGCACCACUCUCCGUUUGUCUGUGCCUUCUCACAAGUGCAGCUGAUAUCUUGCUCUGA
Messenger RNA from Acanthosepion pharaonis, 591 nucleotides. The record is from the annotation of a GenBank genome assembly. Lineage: Eukaryota; Metazoa; Mollusca; Cephalopoda; Sepiida; Sepiidae.